Messenger RNA from Bombus pascuorum, 4102 nucleotides. Its product is annotated as zinc finger protein 530-like. The record is from RefSeq and is a predicted model, not a curated record. Lineage: Eukaryota; Metazoa; Arthropoda; Insecta; Hymenoptera; Apidae. Gene Ontology annotation, cellular component: nucleus. Bases 856 to 3051 code for a protein of 731 amino acids. The transcript is spliced from 3 exons.
CUCCAAAACCGCGCGUGCAUUGGCAGCAUUGUUUUUUGGUAGUUUACAAAUAAAAUGGCCGAUAUGUGAGGCUAUUUUGUAUGGACAAUAAAAUAUGCAAUUGUGUAAAAUUAAUGACCAUCGGCCGCUCGUGUAUGUAUGUCAAAGUAUAGGUUCAGUGUUGGGAAGUACGAAAAGAUAAAGUAAAGUGUAAGUGAGCGUGUGGGAGUGCCGUGAGAGGAAGGUGGAGGUUGUCUUUCAAGACCCGUGGACGCCGCGGGCCCGAACACAGAAACGAAGAAUAACUUACGAACUCAAAUAUAUUGAAAAAUCAACCGAGCGCUAUAUCUUUUUCAUUGGCGCGCGGUGGCGCGGUAACAACUAUACGAGAACGGCUCUAGAUUUACGGAACCUGGUUUACAGCGCACAGGCCCCCUCUGCCGCCUGCUCCAAUUCUUCAGGCACUCUCGCCUCACCUAAACACUGUGUGUUCCUAAGUCUGACAAAGCAACACUUGGGAACACACCAAGCAUUUGUUAUACUUUAUGUGACAGAUGACAAACACAUGUUGUUGAUCACCUUUCAUAUUUUAUUUUAUGAAUCUUGAUUAUCCAUAAGCUGUCUAUUAAUAUCAAGGGGUCAAAUAUUAUAGUAACUUAGAGCCGCUUCAGGCAGAUAUGAUUCUCAAUUUUGAAACCUACAGCCGAGAUACUGGAGUGUGACGGGUACGUUUAUUUAGAGCCCUUCAAAAUAUUUCCCGCAGACCAGUUUGUUGUAGUGGAAAGAAAUGGUGCAGACAAUACGUUGACAGAGACGGAGGGGCCCACGAGCAGUGCGUCCAGCCAGCCCACCCCCUCCGUUACUCCUCUGUCAAACAUGUGCACCACCCCUGGCAACGUAGGCACAGGAUUUGGGUAUGCUUGGUCCUUUGGUGGACCUGGAGCAGAAACCCGAGAAAAUGCACAGGGUGAACUUACUACAAAUAUUAGUUAUGCUGUGAAUAAUAAUCAGGACCAAGGAUCCAGUCAGAAGAUACAGGUUGACAUUAAACCAACUAAAGUUGCCAAUAGUACACAUCGUAGACCCAUGUUCACUAUGAAUGAAACUUGUCAACAGACUCCGACAACGCAUCAUACAGCUGGAGCUCAUAAUCAAACACAUGGCACGCAUGUUCGUACUAAGAAACAUCAUGAUGUAUUUUCAUUAACAUGCGACAAGGGAGGUUGUAAUUGUGAUGCUGCACAUGCAACACCCCCACCAUCUCUUUUUUCAAAUACUUUAGUUUUUACUACAGCUGAUAAACACGCUAUGAGUAAGCAUUUCAUGACACCUCUUGGACCACUACAGCUCACAGCAGAAGAAUGCAAUGAAAUUUUAAUGAAAAGAGCAGCAGCUGCUUCAAACCAAGCCAAUGUAAACAAUGUGGCAACGAGCCAGACAGAUAGUACAGCUCACUUUGGGCAUGUUUUAACGCAUGUGAACACAACACAAAUCGAAACAAAGGUCAAACAACAACAAGAUAUGGGAAGUCAAGUCAGAGUACCAAAAGAGAGACCAUAUUCUUGUUCAGAAUGCGGGAAGUCAUUUCUUCUGAAACAUCACCUUACAACACAUGCAAGGGUACAUACAGGAGAACGACCUCAUGUUUGCGUUCAUUGUGGUAAAAGUUUUGCACACAAACACUGUCUUCAUACUCACCUUCUCCUUCACAGUGCGGACCGACCAUACCAAUGCAGAGAAUGUAAAAAGUCUUUUACACUAAAACACCACCUUGUAACGCACACACGGGUACAUACGAGAGAUCGUCCAUUUGUUUGUCAAGAGUGUGGAAGAUCAUUUCCUUUAAAACGUCAUUUAGUGACACAUAGUAAAUUCCAUUCAGGGGAGAGACCUUUUGUUUGCGAAGAAUGUGGAGAAUCAUUUUCUCAAAAGGAUCACCUAACAAUGCAUUCGCGCUUCCAUGGCAGUUUACAUCCAUUUGUUUGUCACGACUGCGGAGCAACCUUCCAGAGAAAGUUUGAGUUAGUGAAUCAUGGUCGUUUGCAUGGCAGAGUUCCACAUUCGUGUACUGUUUGUGGGAAAGAAUUUCUCCAAAAGAGAACACUACUAGCACACAUGCGCUUACAUACAGGAGAAACGCCAUUUGCUUGUACCGUUUGUGGAGAAGCAUUUCCUCGAAAAACAGACCUGGUAACCCAUUCGAAGAUACAUAACAAUAAUACGAACACAGACGAAAAAUCUCUUAUGUGCAGGGAAUGUGGAUUGGACUUUUCAAACCGGGAAGCUCUUACCCUGCACUUAAGGUUACAUUCUGGUGAUCGUACUCUUGUAACAGAUCUCUGUGGGUUAGCAGCUGCUUUCCAACAAACUCCUGGACACUUCCUUACACCCAACACUUCUGGAACUCAUCAGGGUUUGCAGAUGAAUGGACCCAUCGGAAAUCCCGGUGUCAGCCAUAUGCAUGGUGCAACGCAAACAUCACCACCUGUAGGAACAGGUCCGAAACCAAAACCACACGUAUGUCCCGAUUGCGGUCGUGGUUUCGCGCAGAAACAUGGGUUGUCUCAACAUCAAAGACGUCAUACGGAUGGUAGCUGCCAUAUAAGAUCACACGUGUGCGAUAAAUGUGGAAAAGCGUUUUAUCAGAAGAAUCAUUUGUUAUUACAUCAACGCCAACACAUGGAUCCACCGCCUAGCAUACUUCGGCAACAACAGAGACAAGCUGCACAAGCUGCUGCUCAACAAGCACAACAACAACAACAACAGCAGCAGCAGCAGCAACAACAGCAGCAGCAGCAGCAGCAACAGGUACAGCAGCAACAAGUGCAACAAGUGCAACAACAACAAGUGCAGCAACAGCAAGUGCAACAAGUGCAACAGCAGCAGCAGCAGCAACCUCAACAGCAACAAACAACGUGCACUGUAGAUACAAAAACAAUACAGCUUCAAGCAAUACAACAAGUGCAACAACAAGUUCAACAACAGGUACAACAGCAGGUACAGCAACAGCAACAACAACAACAAGCGUGCUCUGUGGACACUAAAGCAAUACAGUUAAAUGUCACUAUGUGAGACGAUAUAGAAAGUGGGGAUUGGUCGAUCCCUGGAACAAUAGCACUCCCAAAUGCGCACCCUGCUGCCACCCUCUGCACGCACUUUUCUUGUACUAACAUUACACAUUAGAUAUAUUUAUUAUCUCUAGAAUCGAAUACGAAAUAACCAAUUUUAUUACAAGAGUAUAUAUACAAAGUAUACAUAUUAUAUUCUAAACAUGUAAGGCUUGUAACAAGGAAAUAAAAAUAACCAUAUAUUAGUGUUUUACAUAUACUUUAUAUAUCAUUUACUCUAGAUAUGUAAAAUGAAACUAAACAAAUUAGUUGCCUUAAUGAGAUGAAGAAUUUUAACGAAUAUAUUAACUAUUGUUUGGUGAACUUUUUUUUCAUUUACUUUUAAUUAGUAGGACAUCACUUUAUAAGAAAAUACAUAUUGAAUAAACAAACGUAAAAAAAUAAGUUUUUUAUGUACUACUGCUUUGUUGUUAUCCUUCAUGCUGUGCUUGUAUGGUGAAAGUCGAGAGAAAUGUUGAUCGUGUGAAUGAUCAGUAAAAAAUAAAUAUGUAGAAUGUAUCAAGAAAGAGGGAGAGGGUGGCAGACAUAGCGCAUUUAUGGAGCAUUUAAAAUUGUAGGUCUGCCCGAAAAAAAGAGAUGAAUGGUGUCUUUAAACGUAUUUUUUACGUUAUAGCAAUUCGUGAAAUUUGUUUAACAAAUUCUAGAGAGUUAAGAGCGCAAGAGCAUUACGAAAAUUUAUAUUCCAUUAAAUGGAUAGUUAUUAACUUUAUCAAUUCGAAAGAUUCGAAUAAAGUUCGAAUCGUUAAAAUCGUUUUGUUUUUAUGUGAUUGAUAGCGUUUUCAUUUCUUGAACUUCCGUACUUUCUUAUGUUCUCGACUUCGACUUUUUUACUUUAUAAUACCAAGAUAUGUGUGAAAGCCAUUCACAUAUUCUUACAAAAAAGCAUCCAACAUAGUAAACUUUUGUAAUAGUUUUGUCAGAGAUAUGUAAUAGCUAAUAGAAAUGCGCAAAGAAAUGAAAGAAGUAAUAAAGGUAGCUUUCCUACAUAGUUUUAA